UGGGCCAUUGGAAGGAGGUGCUGAAUAGAAAGAAAAGAGAGGCACUUGACAGCCCAGCCCUGUGAAUGCAGAGACUGUUUCCCUUCUAGCGAGAGACAGGGAGAGUGUGUGUUGGAGGACUGGGAGGGUGGCUCCCCCUUCCUUUUUAUUCGGCCUCCCCCCUCCCCCUUCAAAUCUGCACGUCCAACCAUGAGUUGCCUGUUGAUUUCCUUUUGCCUGGGAAGGAAAGCAAACUGGAAUUAAACUGCAUGGAGAGAAGUCCUUGCUCACAGGAAGAGAAUGGGAUGGUAGUGGCGGCUACUGGCUUCGCGUAGAUACCAGAGUGUGUUCCACGACCAGAGGCGGAGAUAUAUCUCUAUAUUUUCCCCUCCCAAUAGACUCACACCGCAAAUGCUGAUCAAGCUGUGGCUUUCUUGAUUUCGGGGGAGAGCCUUUUCCGAGGAAGAGAGGGAGGAGCCUGGUAGGGGGAGGAAACUACAAAUCGGGACACUAGUUCUAUGUGCUGCAUUUCCUCCCCUCCCUUUGGCUGCUCGGAAAGGAGAAGAGAAAAAAAUACGCUUGGCUGGGAGAUGCAGUCCGCCGCCGCCGUUGCCUCAGCCAGCAAUGCAAGAUUAGAUCUCUAAAUGCAGCAAAACACUGCCUGAAAACAGACCAGCCUGCGCAGCAAGCAGACAUUUCACAGUGCGCCGACGAAGCUUCAAAAAAAUAUAUCUGUGACUCUCUGUUCGUGCUCCUCAUUCCCAUCAAUUUCAUCACGGGAGACGAGUAACAAGUAAGGAUUUCACUUUCCGAUCUGCCUGGAGACACACCUCCCCGAACCCUCCCCCACCCGAUGUGAAGAGUAUUCUGUAGGCUACCGGCUGGAGUGGAUUUGCAGCGCCCUAGCGGGAGCCAGGAAAACCUACCGAUUUUCUUUAGCUCAUUAUCAUCCCUCCCAGACUCGAUUUCCUUCUUAUCGCCGGCCUCAUCGCUCAAGUUUGAGCCUCCUGAAGUCCAGGCGGGAGAGACAAAGCCCCGGGCUCGCCCUCAGCCGCAGGGAGCCGCCGCCUUGCUCCAAGCCGCUGCAGCUCCGCUGCGCCGCUGCUUCUCCCCCAGUGCGGAUGCUGUAGAUCAACAGGUUCGGGGAACUUGAGCGGAAUAAGGAGAGACUGCCUGCUGCCGCAGCCCGGGUGUGGAAGGAAGGAAGGACCUACAGACUUGUGGCUCGCGUCGCGCGCGCGCCCUCCUCCCGGGCCCCAGGCUGGCGCGCACCCACAGGCUUGCCCCUUCAGUCCGGCUGCUUCUGCCCCCACCCCACCGGUCUGGGAUGUACCUUUCCAUCUGUUGCUGCUUCCUUCUAUGGGCCCCUGCCCUGACUCUCAAAAACCUCAACUACUCAGUGCCUGAGGAACAGGGGGCCGGCACGGUGAUCGGCAACAUCGGCAAAGAUGCUAGACUGCAGCCAGGGCUUCCGCCCGCUGAACGCGGUGGCAGCGGCGGGCGAGGCAAGUCGGGCAGUUACCGGGUGCUGGAGAACUCGGCACCGCACCUGCUAGACGUGGACGCUGAUAGUGGGCUGCUUUACACCAAACAGCGAAUCGACCGUGAGUCCUUGUGUCGCCACAAUGCCAAGUGUCAGCUGUCCCUCGAGGUGUUCGCCAACGACAAGGAAAUCUGUAUGAUUAAGGUAGAGAUCCAGGACAUCAACGACAACGCUCCUUCUUUCCCCUCAGAUCAGAUCGAAAUGGACAUCUCCGAAAACGCGGCCCCGGGAACCCGCUUUCCCCUUACCAGCGCACAUGACCCAGACGCGGGCGAGAACGGGCUCCGCACCUAUCUGCUCACGCGCGAUGACCACGGUCUCUUUGCACUGGACGUCAAGUCCCGCGGCGACGGCACCAAGUUCCCAGAGCUAGUCAUACAGAAGGCGUUGGACCGUGAACAACAGAACCACCAUACACUUGUUCUGACUGCCCUGGAUGGAGGCGAGCCUCCCCGAUCUGCUACGGUGCAGAUCAACGUGAAGGUGAUAGACUCUAACGACAACAGCCCGGUCUUCGAGGCGCCCUCCUACUUGGUAGAACUGCCCGAGAACGCCCCGCUGGGCACCGUAGUCAUCGAUCUGAACGCCACUGACGCUGAUGAGGGUCCCAAUGGUGAAGUGCUCUACUCCUUCAGCAGCUACGUGCCCGACCGCGUGCGGGAGCUCUUCUCCAUAGACCCGAAGACCGGCCUUAUUCGUGUUAAGGGCAACCUGGAUUAUGAAGAGAAUGGGAUGCUGGAGAUAGACGUACAGGCCAGAGACUUGGGACCUAACCCAAUCCCGGCCCACUGCAAGGUCACGGUCAAGCUCAUCGACCGCAAUGACAACGCGCCGUCCAUUGGUUUCGUCUCGGUGCGCCAGGGGGCGCUGAGCGAGGCCGCCCCGCCCGGCACAGUCAUCGCCCUGGUGCGGGUCACUGACCGAGACUCGGGCAAAAACGGGCAGCUGCAAUGUCGAGUCCUAGGUGGAGGAGGGACAGGCGGUGGUGGCGGCCUAGGCGGUCCCGGGGGUUCUGUUCCCUUCAAGCUUGAGGAGAACUAUGAUAACUUCUACACUGUGGUGACUGACCGCCCGCUAGACCGAGAGACACAGGAUGAGUACAAUGUGACAAUCGUGGCGAGGGACGGAGGCUCACCUCCACUCAACUCCACCAAAUCGUUCGCGGUCAAGAUUCUGGAUGAGAAUGACAACCCUCCUCGUUUCACCAAAGGGCUCUACGUGCUGCAAGUGCAUGAGAACAACAUUCCAGGAGAGUACCUGGGUUCCGUGCUCGCCCAGGAUCCCGACCUGGGCCAAAACGGCACAGUGUCCUAUUCCAUUCUGCCCUCGCACAUUGGCGACGUGUCGAUCUACACCUAUGUGUCUGUGAACCCCACCAACGGGGCCAUAUAUGCCCUGCGGUCCUUUAAUUACGAGCAGACCAAGGCUUUUGAGUUCAAGGUGCUUGCUAAGGACUCUGGAGCACCCUCGCACUUGGAGAGUAAUGCCACGGUGAGAGUGACAGUGUUAGACGUGAAUGACAACGCGCCAGUGAUCGUGCUGCCCACGCUGCAGAACGACACCGCUGAGCUUCAGGUCCCGCGCAACGCUGGCCUGGGCUACCUGGUAAGCACCGUGCGCGCCUUAGACAGCGACUUUGGCGAGAGCGGGCGCCUCACGUACGAGAUUGUGGAUGGCAAUGAUGACCACCUGUUUGAGAUUGAUCCAUCCAGCGGCGAGAUUCGCACGCUGCACCCUUUCUGGGAGGACGUGACACCUGUGGUGGAACUGGUGGUGAAGGUGACAGACCAUGGCAAGCCCACCUUGUCCGCUGUGGCCAAGCUCAUUAUCCGGUCGGUGAGCGGCUCCCUGCCAGAAGGGGUACCCCGGGUGAAUGGCGAACAACACCACUGGGACAUGUCUCUGCCGCUUAUUGUGACUCUGAGCACUAUCUCCAUCAUCCUCCUAGCGGCCAUGAUCACCAUAGCUGUCAAGUGCAAGCGCGAGAACAAGGAGAUCCGCACUUACAACUGCCGCAUCGCCGAAUACAGCCACCCUCAGCUGGGCGGGGGCAAGGGCAAGAAGAAGAAGAUCAACAAAAAUGAUAUCAUGCUGGUGCAGAGCGAGGUGGAAGAGAGGAACGCCAUGAACGUCAUGAACGUGGUGAGCAGUCCCUCCCUGGCCACUUCCCCCAUGUACUUCGACUACCAAACCCGCCUGCCCCUCAGCUCGCCCCGGUCAGAGGUGAUGUAUCUCAAACCAGCCUCCAACAACCUAACUGUCCCUCAGGGGCACGCAGGCUGCCACACCAGCUUCACAGGACAAGGGACUAACGCGAGCGAGACCCCUGCCACUCGGAUGUCCAUAAUUCAGACAGACAAUUUUCCCGCAGAGCCCAAUUACAUGGGCAGCAGGCAGCAGUUUGUUCAAAGUAGCUCCACGUUUAAGGACCCAGAAAGAGCCAGCCUGAGAGACAGUGGGCACGGGGACAGUGAUCAGGCUGACAGUGACCAAGACACUAACAAAGGCUCCUGCUGUGACAUGUCUGUUAGGGAGGCACUCAAGAUGAAAACUACUUCAACUAAAAGCCAACCACUUGAACAAGAACCAGAAGAGUGUGUUAAUUGCACAGAUGAAUGCCGAGUGCUUGGUCAUUCUGACAGGUGUUGGAUGCCACAGUUCCCUGCAGCCAAUCAGGCUGAAAACGCAGAUUACCGCACAAAUCUCUUUGUACCCACAGUUGAAGCUAAUGUUGAGACUGAGACUUACGAAACUGUGAAUCCCACUGGGAAAAAGACUUUUUGUACAUUUGGAAAAGACAAGCGAGAGCACACAAUUCUCAUUGCCAAUGUUAAACCUUAUUUAAAAGCCAAACGUGCCCUGAGCCCUCUCCUCCAGGAGGUCCCCUCAGCAUCUAGCAGCCCUACCAAGGCAUGCAUCGAGCCUUGCACCUCAACAAAAGGCUCCCUCGAUGGUUGUGAAGCAAAACCAGGAGCCCUGGCCGAAGCAAGCAGUCAGUACUUGCCCACUGACAGUCAGUAUCUGUCGCCCAGUAAGCAACCAAGAGACCCUCCCUUCAUGGCUUCCGAUCAGAUGGCAAGGGUCUUCGCUGAUGUGCAUUCCAGAGCCAGCCGGGAUUCCAGCGAGAUGGGUGCUGUUCUUGAGCAGCUUGAUCACCCCAACAGGGAUCUGGGCCGAGAGUCUGUGGAUGCAGAGGAAGUUGUGAGAGAAAUUGAUAAGCUUUUGCAGGACUGCCGGGGGAAUGACCCUGUGGCUGUGAGAAAGUGAGAGCGAAAGAGAGCGAGAGAGAGAAACGCAUUGGCAUUUUCUUGUCUCUUCUGUUGAUUUAAGAAUGAUCGCUCCUGGGGACAGCCCAUCUUACAGGGAUGAAGAAAGACCAAUGCUGCUCUAAGGCUUUUAGUGAACAUCUGAAGUGCCCACAAGUAUGUUCUUUUCACUGCUGUUUCUUUUUCAGAGAUAACAAUGGUUUUGUUUUGACCAAACUUCUAUUAGGACAGAAUUAAUGAUGCUUAAAGAGAAAAGAAAAAGAGAGAGGAGAGAGAGAGAUGAAAAUGGAGAGAAGAAAAAAAGGAGGAGGAGGAGGCGUUGUUACCUUUUGACAAUCUGUUAGGAAGGUAUGCAGUGUGGGAAGUGAAGUAUUUCUGAUCACUCUAAAGACUGUCCUCCGUGAUUUAUGCUGACUUAACUGUUUACCUAUAAACCCCAUACAAAGCAGGGUCAUCAUUUGUGAUCUGUGGUGGAUUUCUAGCAGUCAUCACAGGCUUCUACUGAAAGUCCCGAAAAGACCUUGCAGUAGUCCAAGCUACACCAAACAUAAUACAUAUUUGUGGUAAACAUUUCUGUAUAAAGUUACCUGCCACACAUAUAAACACAAAGAACAUUCCACUUCAUUAGUCAAAAACAAAAACAAAAAAACAAGAAAAAAAAAAAAACUUGGGUCAUUUGUAAGACACCUCAUGUCGUAUAAAAAGUUAAAUGUAAAAAGAUAUAGUCCAUUUUGUCCUGCACACACGUAGACUAAUUCACUUCAUUAAAGGAGAAAAAAAUAUAAAGAUUCAAAAUGCCUAUUUAGCAUUUUAGUGUCCAACAAAAAUAUUUUAAAAAAAUGAUUAAUUCGUUUGAAAUUUGGCACAGAGAAAAGUUCUGAAAAUUAGUCAACUUUGAGUGGUAAUAUUCAGAGCAUAUUAACAUGAAUAAUAUGACUUAUUCAUUUGUGGACACUAAAAUAGCUCAGAAAAGUGAAAAUGUCUUAGACAUACACAAAUCACAUGACCAUUUAAAUGUGCAAAUGUAAGAAGAUUCAAUGUGUUUACAUCAAAUGACAUAUUUUUAUUGAUUUAUUGCAGAUUCCGUGCAUAUGAGCCAAAUUGUUGAGUGUAUAAGAGCUAUAUUGUGUAUUUUAUUAAAUUAAUAUAUAGUUGUGUUGCAAAAUAUUUGGGCUUAUAUUGUAAAUGGCAAGUGUUGCCUCGGUAGCUGUCGAACUCUAUGAGUUUUGUUUUUUCCUGCUUCCUUUUCCCCAUGGAGUGUGGGAAGCAGUGCCUCAGAGCAGAGUCUCUUGUUUAAUGUAUAGUCUACCAAGUACUACAGUACAUAAUCUGUUCAAAAUGUGUUUGAGUGAGCUGAUGGAGCUAACUGAAAGGUCAGAAAUUACAUCCGUCAGUCAUGGUUCUGUGCAAGUCCUUGUAGAAGCUUUUAUUAAAGUCAUGCUAAAUCACAAGAAUUACAUUUGUACCAAUACCUGAAACUUCUUCAUGUUGUUUUCAUAUCUUAAAGCUUCUGCCUAUGUAGAUACCAUAACAUUGGUUGGUUCUCAAAAGUAUCUUAAGUGGUUCAGAUGUAUGUUUCCAUUAUAUUUCCAAAACAUGAAAAAUGCUUUAAUGCAUGUGUGGUACCAGCACUGGUUACUUGCAUUGUGUAGUGUUUUUCAAGAGGUCUGGGUUGUAACAAAAUCUUUUUUCCUUUGUCUCAGUGCUCCUCUGCUUCUUUUUAUUGGUGUCCUUCAAGAACAAUACACCUUCUAUUCCAUCCUUGGGUUGCACCUUUUCUUGUGACAUUUAGCAAGUUUCAAACUUACUUCCAUGUGAGGCUAAGAAACCUCUAAUUUCAGGAAUUGGGAAAAAUAAAAUUAGCACUUGCAGAAGUAGUAGCAGAUGGGAAAAUGCCUUGAUUGACAUUUUCCUUCAGCAUUUAAAUUUUUUGGCAUUUUACAACUUCAUGGCAAACAAUUUAGAGCCCAUACCUUAGAAAAUGUGGUGCUGAGUUAAAUAAAGGCUGUUUGUGCACUGGAGCAGAAAAAUGCAUUAUUUGCAAACUGGUGGAGAAUUCUGUGCCUUCUUUUCUGGCCACCAAGCCAGUGUAGAAACAGCAUAAAUGUCAUAAAACCCUAUAUUUAAAAAAAAAAAAGCAAAAGCAAAAACAAACAUUGAACUAAAUUAAGUUUUUGUAAUCUUAAACCUUAAAAAGUUCUACUGAAAAUAUUUCCAUCAAAUGACGUCAAGAUUUUAGACUGUACCUCAUUUGCAAAAUUGCUUUGGGAGAGAAGAGUGGACAACUCCCAUCAGCCUUAUUCUCUUGAGAACUAUAUUUGGUUCCUAGUAACAGCCUUUCCAAAGCUCUACUCUUGGUUUUUAUUAUUCGUAAAUGUUUAAAAAAGAAAAGAAGGGAUCUUGUACCUGUGAAACCUAAUCAACUCUCUAUAUUUUGGACAAUUUAUGUAUCUGAAAUGUGUUGUCUCUGUUAUAUGAUGUUAAUUUUGCCAGGAGACUACAGGUUGAUUUAGCUUGAUAGCUAAAGUUUGAUGGAAAACUGAUUUCCAUUUAGUCUUACCAAGUGUUGCCUCUCUCUUACUAGACAGAUAACCACUUAGUAAAAUCUAAAGCAGUAUGUAAAUGAAAUCAACAAAGAGAGUAGGAUUUAUUUUUAAAACAUUCUUAACGCUAAGUAGCAAGUUGUUCAGUUUAUUCUGUGUGUCUGAAGACAUUAGGACACCAUAUGAUCAUAAGAAUUGGUUGUGCCAAUGUGUGAGGGAUUUACCUUUAGGCUCUCUGUCACCAGUGAUUUACUAGUGUUAGCUCUUUAACACAUUAUCUGUAUUUAGUAGUGAUUAUUUAUUUACAAGUUGGUGGUAAUUCAGCAGUCAGGACUCUGAGCUUUUGUAGUUGAUGAUUCUUGCUUUUGUUCAUUUCCCUGGCAACUGCCUUUAACACAGACCUCUGGUGCUUGGCUUCCAAGGAAGCCUCUGAGAUGCCAAAUCACACCUAUGGGGAGCAAUUGCUCUAAUAGUGAUGCAUAAUCACUGAGAAUUGAAGGGGUUUCGGUGGAAUUUAAAAUGUAUAAAAAAAAAGUCUUCUUUACAUCUUUCAGAUACUAACCCCUCAAAAAAAAAAAAAAAAAAAAAAAAAAAAAGAACCCACACUUUAAAAUGAACUAUUUGAUACUACUCUGUCAUUUAGGUUCUUAAAUAUCUGAAGUCAAGCACAGAAAAAAAAGAAUUCGUUCAUGGGAAUUUAGUAAGAAUCCCAAUUUCUAAAACUUGCUUACUGAUGAACUAAAAAAUAAAAAUCAAUAACAAAACGAACUUUUCAUCAGAUGUUAAUGUGAAAGAAAUCUUCAUCAUAGUUAAAAAUAGUAAGAAUCAGUUAGUUAUAUCUAUACCAAAGUAAACAUUUAAGAGACAUACCAUGCAAUUUCAAAGAAUGCUUCAUAUUGUUUCUCAACCUGAUAGACUUAUCUGUUUUGCAGGCAACAUGCAAGAAUUGGCCCCUGAUUCCAUAAGCUAAUUGAAUUCCUGGUUGGGAGAUUGACUUGUUUUAUUUUUCCAAAUUAACUGAAAUCUUGUAAAACAUGACUUCCUUUAAAGGAUCUAGACACAGUUCAAUUUAAAAUAAAAUGGCACCAUUAAAAAAAAAUAGUCAUGUAGUAAUAGAGCAGUAUGCUUUAUUAGAACCAGGUUAAAGCUGUUUGUUGUCUAAUGGAGGAGAAGUUGCUGAGGUCAACAAAUAGACUGAGGUCUGGCAUAAUAUAUGCCCACUCAUUAUGGUCUAAUUAUAUUCUUUUGACAACAGACAGCAUUUAUCAGAGCAUUAAUUCAAAUGAGAGUUUUGGCUAUCAAGAUGUGUUGAUUCGAAACAUAAUUGAAUGAGACCUGAUUAAAGUCUGACUUUCCUGGCCCCAGUGUUUUGCAGGUUAGCUACUCCCAUUUAUCAGCCCCAUUACUCCAUAAGGUUCUUAGCUGCACCAAGUGAUUGGUGAACAAGGACAACAACAACAAAAGCAGCAUACAUUGUAUGGAUUUAUCUCAACGCUAUUGUUUAAUGGCUGUGUUUAAUGUGACCUAUCUGGAAAAUGAGGACUCCGAAUAAAAAGCUAUUACUAAUA
Ictidomys tridecemlineatus (thirteen-lined ground squirrel) is the source of this 8899-nucleotide messenger RNA. It is a transcript of the gene Pcdh17, whose product is annotated as protocadherin 17. Gene Ontology annotation, biological process: homophilic cell-cell adhesion. The record is from RefSeq and is a predicted model, not a curated record. Gene Ontology annotation, cellular component: plasma membrane. Gene Ontology annotation, molecular function: calcium ion binding. Lineage: Eukaryota; Metazoa; Chordata; Mammalia; Rodentia; Sciuridae.